CCCAGACUAUUUCACUUAAAGGCAUAAUACACCAUAUACUUUGAAGCUUUAUUUUCUAAUGUAAUCACAAACACUUUGUUUAUUAAUUUAUUAACAUGCCCACUAUUAUAUUGCUUUGCUUUAUGCACCCAAGUGCUGUCGAACAUAUUUUACUUUAGGAUUUUGAUUUUUAUCUCCUACAGCUGGAUUUUGCUAUUUCGUUUUUAUUUCACGUGCAGCUUGAAUGGGUUUGAGCGUCAGCUCAGCAAAAUGGUUCCAAGAAACAGGACGCGGUCUCCUCUGGCCCUGCCUAGAGCUGAUCUAUGUGUCUGGCCCUGCAGAUGGCACAUGGUAAUUCUCUAUGAUUCUAGCUCUUAAUUAGUUGCUUUCACUGUUUCUGAAUAUACCUGUGGUUAAGUUUGUAUUCAAACACUUGAAAGUACCAUUCCUCAGUCUGGACACAAUUGCCAAGAGUCUAACUUGGUUCUGGACUUUGGUGAACCUGUGUGCCUUGUUAGUUCACUCCCGCAGUUGGUGAGUAAGGAAAUGACCCUUCAAAUUCCUCUGCUUUGUCCUCUGACCUCUAAGAUGAUUUAAUUUUCUAAGUAUUUCCAUGUCAUCAAGGACUCUCUAUUUUAUGGAUUUUACUACAGUAUAUAAGGAACGAAAGAGAGUUCUGUGAUUUUUCAGAUUCUGGAAAUUAAUUUUGAUUGUAAACAUUCCAGACACAUACAGGAUUGCAUGCUAGAGUGAAGGAAGCCUUCCAGACAGUUCUCCAAAUCCAGCAAUUUAUUCAUUCAUUCAAUGAAUAUUUAUUGAGGGCUUGCUUCUUGGGUCCCAGGCUCUAUACUGCUUGCUGAGGGGCACAGAGGUACAGUCGACAGGAUCUCUGGCCCACCCCAUCCCCCCAUCUCUGGCAGUGAGUGUAGUGCUGAUAAAGGACAUGAAUGACAGUCACCCAGAUUAAACAGUGGGAACAGUAAUGAAAUGCAGGAAGUUGCAUUUUUCAAAGGUGAUUCUGUGCAAUGAAGUAUAAAUGGAUAUAUCAUAAACUAGCUACACUGUAACCACCAUUAACAUCUCUUUGCAGUUACACAGCUAAAAAGGAAAAACCCCACUAAAAUAAAAUAACAAAUUUCUGCAAGACACAGCCCAAUAUUAUGGCCUGAAAAUGGCUACAUACAUGUGCUAUCUAAAGAUCUCCAUUGUAAAGAUGAGUCCCAAAAAUGUAAAUACAAAAUCACAAACCUACUUAAAUUUUCUGGAAUAUCCACGUUUUAGAGUCAAUAUUUACUUUAUAUAUCAGUGAGCUUAGAAGAUAACAUUUUGGCUUAAGUGUCUUUUACUAAUACAAUGACAAGGCACUUAAGUUCUGAGAGGAAAAGUAAGUACUGUAUAUAGGUGUACUUUGCUUCUCACUAUGGCUGUGAAAAAGUUAUGUGUAAAUUGAAGUUCUGUAAAUUGAAUUGUAUUUUAAAUGUGUUAGGAGAGCUGCCAUUUAGAGGAAACUUGUAAAUUUUUUUAUAAAGCAGAAAACCAUUUUAUACUACAAAUAAUCACUCCCUAGUUUCUGUUUUGUAUAUUUGAUUUUCAAUAUCAACUUUGCUUAAAACAGAGCCCACCUGCACAAUAAGAGUGUGUUUCGCCAGUGCAGCUUGUGCUGCCAGUUUCUUGGUUGCUAAGGGCUUAUACUUGAAAAUCUGCUGCAGUUUUGUGUGAAUUGAGCUGUCAAGCGAUUCUGUGAUGGCACAGGGACGUUCCUGGACAGGCUGAGUAGCCAACCCAUUUCAACUCAAUUGAACACAGAACUCUUCUGCUCAGCAGCAUCUCCUCCCAGAUGUGGCCGUGAUUCAGCAGAGGGUAGAGUGACUCCUGUAUUCACAUCCUAUAAAGUGCAUAGGGUCACAGGUUUUAUAAUGCAUAUAUGUUAUUAUGUAAACACAUUAAAUUGCAUGUGUGUUGGAAUUUUUAGCAGUAUUUUAGCUUGAAAGUACUUGUGCAAAUACUGUUAGAUUUAGUUGCAAAUAAUUGUUCUCAAGUUAUUGGAAUAAAUGGCAAAUGAAACAAGCUCUCGUGUAAAUACUUCUGUGCCAAAUAUUGACAUUGUUUCAAAGAUAAAUGUCAUAUUUUGGGCUUUUAAUAGGCAAACUGUAAUAUUGGAAAUGUGAUCAAAUGAUAUUGUAUUUUAUUGGAUAAACUGUUUACAUCAUUAUUUUAUACUGUAGUUAGCUUUUAGUUAAUAAACAUUCACUAAAAAUAAACAUUUGAAUUAGAAAAAUU
Messenger RNA from Miniopterus natalensis, 2259 nucleotides. Lineage: Eukaryota; Metazoa; Chordata; Mammalia; Chiroptera; Miniopteridae. The record is from RefSeq and is a predicted model, not a curated record.